AUGUCGAGCACAAAGCCAACCACAAAAACAGCUACAAAAGCAACCACAAAGUCAAAAGAUAAGUCUGACAAAUCGGACAAGGCAAAAACUCAUAAACUCUCUCUGAAAGGUUCUUCGAAACUCGUUGCGGAAUUUUUCCAAUACUCAAUAAAUACUAUCCUCUUUCAACGAGGUGUAUACCCCGCAGAAGACUUCUCAGCAGUCAAGAAAUAUGGCCUCACAAUGCUUGUUUCCUCGGAUGACCAAGUCAAAGCCUACAUCAAGAAAAUCAUGUCCCAACUCGACAAAUGGAUGGUAAAUGGAAAGAUUACCAAACUUAUCGUCGUAAUUACUUCCAAAGAAACCGGUGAAGAUGUUGAACGCUGGCAAUUUGAUGUCGAAAUCUUCAACAAACCCUCCAAGAAAUCAUCCAAAUCUAAAUCUUCUACUACCCCAUCCACAUCUGAAAACGCACCCACAGAGGGGGACGCACCUGCACCCGCACCCGCGCCCGAGAAAACCGAAGCAGAAAUCCAAUUAGAAAUUCAGUCGAUAUUCAGACAAAUUACAGCCAGUGUUACAUUUUUGCCAGAACUAGAUGGCGCAUGCACAUUUAAUGUUCUAGUCUAUGCGGACGCGGAUAGUGAGGUUCCAAUGGAAUGGGGAGAUAGUGAUGCGAGAGAGAUUGUGAAUGGAGAGAAAGUACAACUGAGGAGUUUCAGUACGGCUAACCAUAAGGUUGGAACGAUGGUUAGCUACAGAGUAAUGGAAUAA
Molecule: messenger RNA, 753 nt
Organism: Botrytis fragariae
Lineage: Eukaryota; Fungi; Ascomycota; Leotiomycetes; Helotiales; Sclerotiniaceae
Product: putative mitotic spindle checkpoint component mad2 protein
Exons: 6
Coding region: 1-753 (250 amino acids)
Biological process (GO): mitotic spindle assembly checkpoint signaling
Cellular component (GO): kinetochore; nucleoplasm; cytoplasm
Source: RefSeq, a predicted model, not a curated record